GAGGUAGUGAGAAUGAGAGUGAAUGCUUUUCUCUGCUCGAGUCUAUUUCAUGUCGGGAGCUGUUGAUUCAUUAAAGUAGAAAAAAGCUGUCUGAGCUCUGUUUUAAUUUGGCCUCUGCUUUUCCGGCGACAAGUUAGUUCCCUUUCGAUCCUCUCAAACAUUUCUCUCUGUUCACAAAAAUAAGAGAAACAAACACAACCCAACUUUGCUAGAACGUUAACCCCAAAAGCUUCAAGGAAACACAAAGUCGUCCUCGUUUUGGGGUCGUUUUGUUUUUCAUUUCUGUUUUGGUUCAUUCAUUACAAGCCCAGUUUCCAGUUCUGUCGUUGUCUUUGGCUGUUGGGUGUUGGAAAUGGAAUAUGUGCGAUUCUCACUUUGCUGAUUCAGCUCAAAGUUUCGGUUUUUAUGGUCUCUUCUCUUGUUUAACAUACCAACAUCAUUGAUAUUGAGAUUGUCAGGUUUGAAAUGCAAUGAUUGGUUUCUUCAAGUUGGAGAAGUUUGAGUUUUUGGAGGCAAAGUCGGUUUCUUGUUGCAUUUUUGGGAUUGGUGAAGGGCCUGAGUUCAAUGUGAACUUGAGAAAAGAUUGUAUUGAGCAUCAAGGUGGUUUUUUUUAAAGGCCUUUGCUGUGAAGAAGUAGUACUGUAAUUACUGGGGAUUAAUUGGCUUCAGCUAGAUUCGUAUUUGGUUGUAUCUUGGUGGAGCAGACCAGAAAUCUAAAUUUCUCUGAGGCAUAUUGUUCUAGUGUUAACCAUGAAGGCCCCCACAAAUGGUUUUUUGGCAACUUCAGUUGAAGCAGGAGAGCAAAAGAAUAUCAAUUCAGAGUUAUGGCAUGCUUGUGCUGGGCCAUUGGUUUCUUUGCCUCCAGUUGGAAGUCUUGUGGUUUAUUUCCCUCAAGGCCAUAGUGAGCAAGUUGCCGCAUCAAUGCAAAAGGAGACGGAUUUCAUACCUAAUUACCCAAACCUUCCUUCGAAAUUGAUAUGCAUGCUUCACAGUGUCACAUUACAUGCUGAUACAGAAACAGAUGAGGUGUAUGCACAGAUGACUCUCCAACCAGUAAACAAAUAUGAUAAGGAAGCAAUACUAGCGUCUGACAUGGGCCUCAAGCAAAGCAGGCAACCUUCUGAGUUUUUCUGCAAAACUCUUACAGCUAGUGACACAAGUACGCAUGGUGGAUUUUCUGUACCUCGUCGUGCAGCUGAGAAGAUCUUUCCACCUCUAGAUUUUUCAAUGCAACCACCAGCGCAGGAGCUUGUAGCAAAAGAUUUGCAUGAUAGUGCAUGGACAUUCAGACAUAUUUAUCGCGGCCAGCCAAAGAGGCACCUUCUGACUACUGGUUGGAGUGUUUUUGUGAGCACAAAAAGACUCUUUGCUGGAGAUGCUGUUCUUUUUAUAAGAGAUGAAAAGUCUCAGCUUCUCUUGGGUAUAAGGCGUGCUAAUAGGCAGCAACCAGCUCUCUCUUCAUCAGUCAUUUCCAGCGAUAGCAUGCACAUUGGAAUUCUUGCAGCUGCAGCUCAUGCUGCUGCAAAUAACACUCCAUUUACCAUAUUCUACAACCCGAGGGCCAGCCCAUCUGAGUUUGUGGUACCUUUAGCCAAGUAUAAUAAGGCUAUGUAUACCCAAGUCUCACUUGGCAUGCGAUUUAGAAUGAUGUUUGAGACUGAAGAGUCAGGAGUUCGCAGAUACAUGGGUACAAUCACAGGCAUUAGUGAGUUGGAUGCUGUUCGUUGGAAAAAUUCUCAAUGGCGCAAUCUUCAGGUUGGUUGGGAUGAAUCAACAGCUGGUGAUCGGCCGAGCCGAGUUUCAAUUUGGGAAAUUGAGCCUGUUGUAACUCCAUUCUACAUCUGCCCACCACCAUUCUUUAGACCCAAGUUUCCCAAACAACCAGGGAUGCCAGAUGAUGAAUCUGACAUAGAGAAUGCUUUCAAGAGAGCCAUGCCAUGGCUUGGAGAUGAGUUUGGCAUGAAAAAUUCCCAAAGCUCGAUUUUCCCUGGUUUGAGUUUAGUGCAGUGGAUGAAUAUGCAACAGAAUAAUCAGUUUUCAGCCGCUCAGUCAGGAUUUUUCCCGUCCAUGGUUCCCUCAACUACUCUGCAUAAUGGUGCUGAUGAUCCAUCCAAGUUGCUGAAUUUUAAAGCUCCUGGUCUUACUGCACCGAGCCAGUUAAAUAAAGUAGCUCCACAAAAUCAAGUUGGUCAAGUGCAACAGCCAACUGUGACAUGGCCCCAACAGCAGCAGCUGCAACAUCUAAUGCAGAAUCCUAUGAACCAUCAGCAGCAAAAUCACUCACAACAGCAACAGAUACAACAAUUGAUGCAUACUCCUCUGAACCAACAGCAGCAAAACCAUCCCCAACAGCAGCUGCAGCAAUUAAUGCAGACUCCUGCAAACCAACAGCUGCAAAAUUACUCUCAGCAGCAACAACAACAGCAACGGGAGCAACAGCUACAUCAAGACCCUCAAGGCCAUCAACAGCUGCAGCAACUUCAUCAGCUACAUCAGCAGCAAGCACAAAGGCAACAGCAGCAGCAGCAGCAGCAACAAUUGGGCCAACCAACUCUUGUAAGUAAUGGUCUCGUUACUCAAAACCAAAUCCCAAGCCAAAAUUCGCAGCAACCAAUGAUGUUCACUCAGCUUCAGCAACAACAUUCACUAACAAGCAGUACCCAAUCCCAACAAACAGUCCACACUCCUGAUAAGAAUUCAUUUCAGUUGGCAGCCGGUACACAAGACUCACAAAUUCAGCAACAAUUGGAACCACAACCAAGCCUAUUACAAAGGCAGCAGCAGGCACAGUUGCAAGAGUCCCCAUUGCAGUUGUUGCAACAGUCACAGAAAGCUCAGCAGCAGCCACAAGUACAACCAUCACCACAACGGGGCUUGUCUGAGCAACAACUUAACUUAAAGUUGCUUCAGAAAUUGCAGCAGCAGCAGCAGCAACAAUUAUUCUCUCCAUCAAGCCUACUUUUGCAGCCGCAAAUGCUGCAGCAGCAGUUAGCCCAUCAACAGAACCAGCAAUUACAACAGUUGCAGUUGCCUCUGUCCCAUCAUCAUCAGCAACAGUUAAGCACUAACGGCUUCGCAGCAGACAAACUUAUCAACAGCAACAACUUCUCUGCUUCAACACUGAUGCAGCCCCAGCAUGUUUCAUCUAUCCAACAACAGAACCAGCAGGAGCAAGUUACAGCAAUCAGAAGCCAUUCCAAUCUUACAGAAGGGGAUGGUCCAUCAUGUUCAACGUCCCCUUCUACAAAUAACUGCCAGGUGUCCUCAUCAAACCUACUGAACAGGAAUCAGCAAGGAACAGCCAUGUUGAUAACGGAUCCAGUGGCGGAGCCUUCUAGUAACUUGAUUCAUGACUUUCAAAGCAAGUCUGAUAUCCGAAUCAAACAUGAGUUGCCCAUCUCAAAAGGACCAGACCAAGUUAAAUAUAAAGGCACAAUCACUGAUCAGUUGGAACCUUCCUCUUCUGGAACUUCAUACUGUUUGGAUGCUAGCACAAUGCAGCAGAACUAUGCACUCCCGUCCUUCUGUUUAGAUGGUGAUGUUCAAUCACAUCCUCGGAACAGUCUACCAUUCUCAGCUAAUGUUGAAGGAUUGGCUCCUGACACUUUGUUGUCAAGAGGAUAUGACUCUCAGAAAGAUCUUCAGAACUUACUGGCUAAUUAUGGUGGGACUCCAAGAGAUAUUGAGACAGAAUUAUCUACUGCUGCAAUCAGCUCUCAAUCAUUUGGGGCACCAAACAUGUCAUUUAAGCCAGGGUGUUCUAGUGAUGUUGCUCUAAAUGAUGCUGCAGUUCUAAAUAACGGUUUGUGGGGAUCACAGGCCCAACGUAUGAGAACUUAUACAAAGGUUCAAAAGCGUGGAUCAGUAGGAAGAUGUAUUGAUGUUACCCGGUAUAAGGGCUAUGAUGAGCUCAGGCAUGAUCUAGCCCGCAUGUUUGGGAUUGAAGGGCAACUAGAAGAUCCACACAGAACUGACUGGAAGCUUGUUUACGUGGAUCACGAAAAUGACAUACUUCUUGUUGGUGAUGAUCCAUGGGAGGAGUUUGUGAGUUGUGUUCAGAGCAUAAAGAUAUUGUCAUCAGUUGAGGUGCAACAAAUGAGCUUGGAUGGGGAUCUGGGAAAUGUUCCAGUCCCCAACCAAGUUUGCAGUGGAACUGACAGUGGAAAUGCAUGGAGAGCGCCGUAUGACGAUAACUCUGCAGCCUCAUUCAAUCGAUAAAGGUUCCGAUAUUCAGAUGAUCAAGUCUUCAACAUCAAAUCCCAUCAAGAAUUAGCUGCAACCGAUUUGAAUAUAAUUUCUCCCAUGAAAACAUACAGCAAUACCGCAAAAGCUUCCUGAAUCCGUGGAGGGAUAGAAUUGCUCCUCAACCAGUAUAGAAGAUACUGGUUCUAGGAUAACCUUUAGCUUACUCGCAUGCUCGACUCUUUGUUCUUGCAUAAGAUGUUGAUCAUGACGGUGGACCAGCUGAUAUCUUGUACGGUACAGCCUGGGUAAAAUGAUGUAUAAUCUCAUCCUUUUCGUCUAUGAGGCAGAUUGAAUUCCUUACUAAUUUGUAAAUUCUAUAGAGGAACCAAGGAACUGAAUAUAGUUUGAGUUUUGACU
Molecule: messenger RNA, 4602 nt
Organism: Argentina anserina (silverweed cinquefoil)
Lineage: Eukaryota; Viridiplantae; Streptophyta; Magnoliopsida; Rosales; Rosaceae
Product: auxin response factor 7-like
Exons: 13
Coding region: 751-4218 (1155 amino acids)
Biological process (GO): regulation of DNA-templated transcription; response to hormone
Cellular component (GO): nucleus
Molecular function (GO): protein binding; DNA binding
Source: RefSeq, a predicted model, not a curated record